AUGGAGUACCAACAAACCUUGCCUAUCGACAAGUUUCAAAACUCGCCCACCGAGUCUCUCAUGUCAAUUCCAGGGGACGGCUUCACAUCGCUCUUCGACGUCACCACCCCCAGUGCAACUUCGACCAUGAACCCAAUGGAGAUGAUGACCCCCAAAUCUUACACAGACGACCAGAUCCCCUCGUCUCUGCCCCAGAUCAAGAAGGAGGAGGAUAUGUCAACGCCAUCACCAUCUCCAGCCCCUGAGAAGAAGACGACCAAAAAGCGAAAGUCGUGGGGUCAGGUCCUCCCUGAGCCCAAGACAAAUCUCCCCCCUAGGUAUGGCGACACAUUGAGGCAUGUUGUCGACGAGUCCACUGACACUCUAAACAGAAAACGAGCCAAGACCGAGGAUGAAAAGGAGCAGCGCCGCGUUGAGCGCGUUCUCCGAAAUCGCCGCGCUGCCCAGUCUUCUCGCGAGCGGAAGAGACAAGAAGUCGAAGCUCUCGAGAAGAGAAAUCAAGAGCUCGAGGAAGCCUUCAUGGCGGCCCAAGAAGCCAACGCCAAACUCAUGAGUGAACUUGAGCAAAUCCGACGGUCUGGAGCCGUCUCAUACUCCCCAUCGGUCCUGGACUCCUUCCGAGUAAACCCUUCACUAUCGCAGGAGCUUUUCGGCUCUAAGCACACACACGAACCUAUUGAUGGACUAGUAUCUUCAAACACCACUGUCGAUCCCACAGCACUCUCCCCUGUUCUGUCACCAGUGGCCGAAUCUUUUGAAGAGAUCGCCGAACAGGAGCCAUCGAACGAGGCCAAGCCGGAACUGACCGAAAGCACCUCUCCCGACCUGACACAACUGUCACAAGUCGGCGGAGAUGCCCAAGUCGUUCCCAGCGCCGCUAACCUCGAUGCCGCCAACCUUGGCCUGGCUCCCGCCCUUCCAGGCGAUGCUGCUUUCAGCCUUGGCAACUCUGACCUUUUGCCAACGUCCAUUGGCGCAGAUCGCUAUAUCCUUGAAAACAAGUAUCUCUCUUCAUCCGACUCCUCAAUUAUUGGCGACGAUAAUAUGGUUGGUGACGCUCCCGCGUUCAACCUCAACGACGACUUCGACAUCAGCCUCUGGCUCAACGACGAUAGCGCCAUUUCGGCAGAAUCUAUGGCAACGAGCGACUUCGCCGCUGCGAUCCAGGGCCUCGAGCCCAAGAUCUAUGAACCUGAGAAUCAAGUCUCUUCGGAAAAUCCUAUCCAGCAGCCCCAUCCUGGCGCGUCCACUCAAGGAUGCGACGUUGGUGGCAUUGCGGUUGGUGUCUGA
This is a messenger RNA of Fusarium graminearum PH-1, 1290 nucleotides long. RefSeq lists its product as uncharacterized. Lineage: Eukaryota; Fungi; Ascomycota; Sordariomycetes; Hypocreales; Nectriaceae. Gene Ontology annotation, molecular function: DNA-binding transcription factor activity, RNA polymerase II-specific. Gene Ontology annotation, biological process: positive regulation of transcription by RNA polymerase II. The transcript is spliced from 2 exons. The record is from RefSeq and is a predicted model, not a curated record. The coding region runs from base 1 to 1290 and encodes 429 amino acids.